Messenger RNA from Cooperia oncophora, 225 nucleotides. Lineage: Eukaryota; Metazoa; Nematoda; Chromadorea; Rhabditida; Trichostrongylidae. The record is from the annotation of a GenBank genome assembly.
AUGCACUCGAAGAAGCAGAGGACAGAUAUGUCUCAGUUCCCAGAAUGCUGCCAUGGAUCAAGUCCAUUCUUGCUGGAAAUGUACCGGAAUCAACGAUUCACUUCACUUUCGAUCCCAACAGAGAAAUGUAUAUACGCCAGAGAUAUGUGUUUUGAAUACGAUCACUAUGAGAAUAAAUCUGUGAGAGGUUGUGUAGAGAUUGUGUUCAGACAGAGACUUCACUAA